AUCCUCUGCCUCCCUGCCAGUUCAUUACUCUUCUCCUCGCUCCCAGUUUUGAAUCGAGAGAGAGAGAGAGAGGUGUUGGGUGCAGCUAGUAGCUAGGAGCAAGCAAGCAGAUCCAGGAGGAGCAGAGCGGAGCGGAGAUGGCGGACUGGGGGCCGGUGGUGGUCGCGACGGUGCUCUUCGUGCUGCUGACGCCGGGGCUGCUGUUCCAGCUGCCGGCGCAGGGCCGGAUCGUGGCCUUCGGCAGCAUGCACACCGGCGGCCUCGCCAUCCUCGUCCACGCCGUCAUCUACUUCGCCCUCAUCACCAUCUUCCUCAUCGCCAUCGGGGUCCACAUCUACGCCGGCUAGACCCCCCACCCACUCCUCUCCGCCGUGCGUGCGUGUGAAGCUUUGCUGUCCGGGAGGCGGCUUCUCUUAGUAUUACCGCUUGUAUUGUACUGUGUAGUGGGUACUACCUUCUAUUAUUGCCUUCUUCAUUUAGGUGGCCAGAGAAACAAAUAUGGCUUGUUGUUUGCCUGGCUGGGAUUUCGUUUGAGAUGGCUGGCAGUGGCAUGCGCUCUCUGUCUGUAGGAUGAAAAUUUAUCCAGAAAGGCUGGCUGGUGUUGCUGCUGCCGUUGCCCUUGUGAUUCCUCUAUUUAGUUAACCUUGGACAUGUUAAUUUAUCCAUCUUUUUCA
Triticum urartu is the source of this 674-nucleotide messenger RNA. RefSeq lists its product as uncharacterized. Lineage: Eukaryota; Viridiplantae; Streptophyta; Magnoliopsida; Poales; Poaceae. The record is from RefSeq and is a predicted model, not a curated record.